ACCAAGGAACCCUAAAUCAAGUUGAGCACCGAACUUUCUAUCGCAUCCAAAGAAGAAAAAUGGUGAGAACCAAGAUUGCCCUCCAUAGACAGCGCACCAAAAAUUCAUGUCUCAAGAAGGAGCUGUGGGCAAAGCAUAGCUGGCCUCGUCUGCUAGCCAUGGAGAAGGCGAAACAUUCUGAAGAAAAUCAAAAAUCAAAGACAAGCGGUGACGGAGAAGAAAUUUCCCCAAAUCAUGCUCUGGGAAAUUCAAAGGAACAGUGCACAGAUGAAAGAUCUGAAGGUACUGAAGGAAGGAAAUAUGUUGAAGAUGAUGUUCUGCUACACCCCUUGGCUGAAAUUCCAGAUACUCUUUAUUUGGAGCAUACGCCUGCACAACCAAACAACGACAUGCAAAGGAAAGAAGAGGAAGAUCUGAAGCAAGGGAAGAAAAUUCCAGAUCUAGUUGAAGAGGAACCUCUCAUUGCUUGUUCAGACGUUCCUUUUGAAGACUCACAAAUCACAACUCCGGUCUCCAAGAAGAAAAGGGUAAAGAUUUCUGGGUCCAGAUGGUCCCUUCGUCAAAAGGCAAAGGAAGAUCAAGAGGCAGAAAGUGUUGAAGAAAUCCAGUCAUGCAAAGUUCCAAAGGAGAUAAAGACAAAAGAGAAAGCAAAAGAUGAACAAGAAGAAUGUACAAAAAGGCAGAAGAGGUCACCCGCCACAGAAAGGCUCACCACCAGAAGUCAGAGCAGCAAGAAGAAAGAUUCAGAUGCUGAGAAAUCGUUGAAACUAGGGAAGUUUCCUAAUCAAGUCUUUAUCUCAUCAAUUGCAAGUUCAUUUAUGUCUGAAAUUGCUAAGAAAUCCAUUCUGCCCCAAAGGAGCAUAGAUGUUGAUGAUUUUGAAACUAAGACCAAUCUAAUUCCUGUGUUGAAACAAUCUCACCUGCUCAAAUCUGUCACCAUACCUGGUUCAUAUGUGAGGAGAAUAAUACAGGAGUUUUAUUGUAAUUUGAAUGAGAGCUGCAACACAUUCUCCGACCCCUCCUUCCAUAAGGGACUUGAUGUUGCAGAUGAAGAAGAGCCUGCACCCCCACUGCUGCAGGUGGACAUGAGGCACUUUGAAGGAAGACAUCAAAAUGAUAUGGUGAAGGAUGAAAGUCAGAGGACCGCUACUGCUUUUCUUGGAUCAGACUUCUCUCAAACUGCAUUCCUUAGAACAGAGAUCCAACUGCUCCAGGAACAAAUUGAUAGACACAAAGCACUGAUCAAGGAAGCUAAAGUAAAGAAGAAGAAACUGGCCAUCAUACUCUCUUCUCUGGAUACAAACACAGGUUCAACUGCACAGCCUCAGGGGGAGAAGUCCCAGGAAGAUGCACCAGAAGAAGAUGAUGCCACUCAGGGGGGAGCAAAGUGAAGGGGAUGAGGCUCUUGCAGAUGAAGAUUCAGACUUUGAAGCUGAGCUACACAAGUUUGAUACUAUUGAUGUUUAAGUCUCGUUUUAAAUUUCGGAAAGACAUUCAUGUUUUUGAAGAAUUUGGUGGUGUUAUAGGGAUUGUUCUGUCCCUGAUUUUUGGUCUGGAUUCAGAAUGGUUGAUCACUGGUUUGUUUUUGCUGAACCCAAUUAUCCAACUCAGCUUUUGGUGUUUAU
Messenger RNA from Cuscuta campestris, 1625 nucleotides. Lineage: Eukaryota; Viridiplantae; Streptophyta; Magnoliopsida; Solanales; Convolvulaceae. The record is from the annotation of a GenBank genome assembly.